AUGGUUGUCACGGGUAACGUGUCUCUCGCCCUGAACCACACGGCGUCCCAGACCCCCCUCCCCAUCCACGGCGCGCCGCUGGUCAGCCCGUCGCUGCCCUUCAUCCUGCCGGUUGUGUUCUCCGUGGUGUACCUGGUCGGGCUGGUCGGGAACGUCACCGUGCUGCUGUGCGUGGGCCGGCGGGGCGUCAGGAGCUCCAUGUGCGUGUACGUGCUCAGCCUCGCCACGGCGGACACCGUGUACCUGCUGGGCGGGCCGUUCUUCCUAGCCUCCUUCCUGGUGCAACCCAGAUGGCUUAACAAGAUUAUGGAGUACGGAGAGUUGCGAGGCGACGUGUCUCAAAGGUUGUUUACCAGGACCGGAGUGACAGAUAGCUCCUACAGAACAUCGGCUCCGUCAAAUAAAAAGGAGACGCAGUUCCAGACUCGGGGGAUGAGUGAGAAGGUGUACGCCAAAGCGGGGUGUAAUCUUACCGCAUCGCAGAACCAGGUGGUGUUUGGCGAUAUCGGCUGCCGGUUGAUUGUGGGUCUGGACACGCUGACCAUGCUGGCCAGCAUCUUCACCCUGACGGCCAUGAGCGCGGACAGGUUCUACGCCGUGAUGUACCCCACACAGGCGAUCUCUGAGGGGAUCCAGAUCACCAGCAAAUCCCGCUGGAUCACGUGCGCAGUCUGGAUCGCGGCCCUGCUCAUCACCGUGCCCUGGACCGUCUGCAUGAGUCUGCACCAGUCUGAACAGGGCGGUGAGCUGGUGGAGGUGUGCCUGCUCAGCUGGCCCAGCGAGGUGGGAAAGCUCGUGUACAUCACGCUGGUGUUCGUGCUGGGCUUCCCUCUGCCGUUCAUCAUCAUCUCGGCGCUGUACGGCACCAUGGUGUACCAGCUGUGGGCCACCAUGCAGCCCGUCACGCUGGAGGAGCAGGACAGGACCGCGCACCAGCGCCGCUCCACCGUCAGGAGCUUCGUCAGCGUCGCAGAGGUGUCCCAGAGGGUGGCGGAGACCAGUUACAUCCGGUCGCAGCACACCGUCACCGUCAAGUACUCGGUGAGCGAGUCGGUGGCGAGCCGCCAGCUGUCCAAGCAGAGCGUGGUGUCUCGGCACGCCUCGGGAGGGGAGGGGGUGGCGCGGCGUCUGCAGCCGAGGAGGCGGAGGAGGCAGCACGUCUCCCGCUCCGUGUUGAUCAUCGUGGCCGUCUUCUUCGUCUGCUGGCUGCCGUACGGAAUCCUACAGGGUUAUGGAUUAGGGGACGGGGUGGCGCGGCGUCUGCAGCCGCGGAGACGGAGGAGGCAGCACGUGUUCCGCUCCGUGCUGAUCAUCGUGGCCGUCUUCUUCGUCUGCUGGCUGCCGUACGGAAUCCUACAGGUGUUGUACUACCACCACGUGUUCCGCCCCACCGCCGCCAUGUACUACGUCCACCUGACGUUCGUGGGCCUGUCCUACCUGAACUCCUGCGCAAACCCGCUGCUCUACGUCAUGCUGAGCGAGAGAUUCCGCAGGGAGAUGUUGCAGUCCUGCGCAAAGAUGUGCUCCUGUAUCAGGAGACUCUCUAAGCCGCAGCCGCGGCACAGCACGGAGACGAAGGGCGAACAGCAGCGGCAGCAACAACAACAACAACAACAGCUGCCGUCCACUCCUGUGGAGAUGAACAACUUCAAACGUGUUCCCGCCACCUCCAUAGAGAUGAGCAACCUCAGACAUGUCCAGAACAAGAUCAGGAACGAUCUCUUAUAACUCUCUGCGAUCAAAGACAAGCAGUUCUGGAGGACUUACUUCGUCUGCUCCACCUCACAUGA
Branchiostoma floridae (Florida lancelet) is the source of this 1790-nucleotide messenger RNA. Its product is annotated as neurotensin receptor type 2-like. The record is from RefSeq and is a predicted model, not a curated record. The transcript is spliced from 8 exons. Gene Ontology annotation, biological process: neuropeptide signaling pathway. Gene Ontology annotation, molecular function: G protein-coupled receptor activity; neuropeptide binding. Bases 1 to 1728 code for a protein of 575 amino acids. Gene Ontology annotation, cellular component: membrane; neuron projection. Lineage: Eukaryota; Metazoa; Chordata; Leptocardii; Amphioxiformes; Branchiostomatidae.